Messenger RNA from Bemisia tabaci, 3302 nucleotides. RefSeq names its product arylalkylamine N-acetyltransferase 1. The record is from RefSeq and is a predicted model, not a curated record. Lineage: Eukaryota; Metazoa; Arthropoda; Insecta; Hemiptera; Aleyrodidae. Gene Ontology annotation, molecular function: N-acetyltransferase activity.
CCCAGCUCCCGCCCAUUAUUCAGUUCCCGAUAUCCCGAUCUUGCUUUCAUCUCAAUCAGCCAACUCAAUCAGUGCGUCUGUUAGUUCCGUGGCUUUUCGCCGUUAAUCCUUUUUUUUUCAAAAUUAAAUAACGGAAGUAGAUUGUGCGUAUUUUGUGAUGCAUGGGCUAGUUUAGGGGUUAAACCCCAUGUUUACUAAGUGAGAACGUGGUCGCGGAAAAUAAACGUGAAAGGCAGAAUGCUCCCUGUAGCAAGUCAUGAAAAAAUCGCAAACAUUGCGAUUCUACCAGCAAUUCGAAUCCGGUGCAAUUUGACUGGCGAAGCCUGGAUGUUGACCCUGAAAAAUUGAACAUGUGGGUCACAGAUUUGCCAGAACAAACACACAGCUUCAAUGAAUUUUGCGCUAAAUUUAACCGCAUCUCAGUGCUCAUCACACAACUGCAGCUAUAAUCAGCGCGAAGACUGAAGUAACGGGUGUUUGCUCUCAAAUCAACCAUUCGGAAGUACAAAAAGCGAUGGAGGGUAAAAUUUUUCCGGUUGGAAUGGACGAGGAGGAAAGAGUAAUAGCAUUCUUGAACAAAAAUUUUGUGCCUGAUGAACCUCUAAAUCGCUCUCAGGGAGUCACGAAGGGAUUCCAGUCUCCUUUAGACAUGCUGACAAGCGAUAUGUGUUUAAAGAUGGAAUCCGACACUGGAGACCUCAUGGGUGUAGUCUUGAAUGUUGUGGAAAACGAUUUGCCUCAGGAUAAAGUCAAAUCAGAGAAUGAAGACGGUGAGUCAACAUGUCCUGCCAGCCACGAUCCUGAAUUCAUACCUGUUUUGCGGUUCCUAAACCACGUGGACUCGCUGGUUCCGAUCAAGGACAAGGAGGGAAUCAUGCACAUCCACAUCGUGGCAGUGGACGGUUCUUGGAGGAACCAGGGCAUCGGGCGGCGUCUGAUGGAGGCCUCGGUGAAACUGGCGCGGGACAGGGGAGUCCCUGGCGUCCAAGUCAACUGCUCCAAUCACUACACCAGCCGCAUGGUCGAGAAAAUCCCUGAGUUCCGCAAGAUCCUCUCCGUGCCCUACGACUCCUACCUGGACCCGUGCGGGCAGCCCGUCUUCCGCAUCCCACCACCGCAUGAUGCCAUGCAUGUCUAUCAUAUGAGCUUGUGAAAGAGGAACACCUUCAAAGUGAUAAACCGCAAUACUGCAAAAGAAAAAAAGAAGCCCUUGGUCCAGAGUCCAAACUCCAAAAAAAAAAAAAAAAAAAAAAAAAAAAAAAAUGCUGACAGGAAAAAAAGCGGGAAAGCUCCAAUAAAUUCGUAUCAGAGAAACGCAAAGCUGUUUUCCAUGUAGGUGCGUUUUUAAGUUUUUUAAGGAAGGUAAACUCUAUUGAGAUGAAAGAACUCUCUCACCAAAAUUUCAACUGUCAAUUUUGAGGAAACUACGAGUACGCUACCCCUAAAAAAAAAAAAAAAAAAAAAAAAAAAAAAAAAAAAAAUUAUAGAAAAAUGAUUAUCUUCCUCUGUGCCUUGACAUCAGAAGCAUUAUAUAAAUUUAUCAUAGAUUAAGCCCCUCUCCGCCAUCUUGUUGUCGAGCUUGUGCACCAUUUGAACACAUUGCCACCAUUGGCGUGGUGCUUUGCGAUAUAUCGAUUGACUUGUCAUUUAAAUCAAUGAAAAGGAUUGUUUAUCAAGGUGUUCGCAAUGAACACCUUAAUAAUCGAUCCUUCACUACAGCUUCAAAUGGAGAAAUAUUGAUAAUCGAUCUUACACGCAACGGCACUGAUUGCCACUAUAAUACUAGAAAUCAAAAUGUAGGCUACGGCUACCGUGAAAGCGAAGAGAGCAGUAAGUAUUAUCUGCAUGAGCCAUGAUAACCACAUGCUGUCAUGGGUCUGGAGGUUCAUCCCAGCAUGCACUUACUGCUCCCAUCACUAUAUCGCAACGGUAGGCUGGAAUCAAAAUGACCCCCCUUUCAGCUGAGCGCUUAAUAGUCUUGAUUUAAUCGGAUAUUGCUUGAAUCACAAAGAAAUCCACGUAAGCUAAGAGGUUUGACUCUCAAUUUGAGCAAAAAUCCGAAUUUGUGAGAGUCUGGAUUCUGGACUCAAGAUACUUUCUUUCAACUGUAUAUAUCUCAAUUUGCUCAAAAGUUAUAGGGGUAGAUCCCUGGUGCUGGUCGUGUGGGACAUUUUGAUCACCCUAUGCAGGAAAUUUAAAUCGAUAAUGGUUAUAAUCAUUAAUUUAAUGGAGUUUUACCAUUAAACGAUAAUUGAACUAAAGUGGUGGGAAAUAUACCAACUUUAAACGGUAAUACGGAGCUCUUGUGUGCAUUAGGAUUUACGAGUGUACAAUUUCGAAUUUAAAAGUUUGCAAAAAACAGGAUGGUGCCACUGGUUUUUACUGAAACGAGCUUCCAAGUUCCACAACAGAGUCUUAAAGUUGAGACCGUGAUUUAGGAAAUCCAUCGUCCUUUACCCUGUGAGUCCGUCUUUCUAUCCAGUAAAAUACACACUGGACAGAUAAGGAGUAAAUAUAUUGUCAGGGUUGUUAUUUUGUUUGACAAAGCUAUGGAGAAAAAUCUCAGAGUAAACUCCGCCAUGCAAUUUUGCCGUUGACAGCACAAACGCUGUGACUUUAUACUAGGGUUUGUACUUCCUCUCCACUCGUAACCCUGUCUUACAAGAACAUCUGAUUUUCAUGAUGCUUUCAAUUGUUUCAUUUUGAGUUUCCAAUGGUGAAAUUUUAAAAGAUGAAUACUCAUUAGUUUCCUUGCAAAAUUUAAUCUUUUUAGAGGACAAAUAUUGAAAAUUGUAGAAUGGAGGAAUUGCAUUUUUCUUUUUGGACAACAAAAUUUACUCUGAAACCUUCAAAACUAAAAACCAAUAGAUGUGCAUGAGGAUUGUGGAGCCGAAUCUACCCUUUCUGCAAGGUGAACUCCGUACGGGUUCAAUGUUUCAUGUUGUAUAUAAUAUUGUAUGAUUUUUGUGUCUGAAGCUAUAUGUUGCAAUGUGUGAAUAAAAUGUUUUGCUUUUCCUGUUGUAUCUUUAGUCCUAGUUUGGCGCUGAAAAAUAUUGAAUAUUCAACCUACUUCAUAUCACCAAAAUGUUUUCACCAAAUCUUUUUUCGGAUUUGAGUACUCCAAUGAGUACACUCAACAUUGCCACCCACAUGAAGAUUUAUUGACAAAUUUAGAUGUUAAUGUGUAAAUAUUAUAAGUUCAUUCGAUCGCUCUGUCUCACAAUUCUCGGUAUUCCCGAAUGGCUCGAAAAAAUUGUAAAUAGUGUAGCAAAUAUUAUAUAAACAUACGAUGUAAUUCUGUA